AGCUCCUGGUAUCCUUCUCUCUUCCCCGAUCAUUCCAGAAUUAUCUUCUUCUUCCUCCUCUCCUUAUUCCUCUCUACGUUAUAAAUCCAUCAUUGAAAUGAUCGUUUGGUCAUUCGUCACUCAUAGAAGUUCUCGAUUCAUACUUGUUUUUUUCAAUCGCGCUCGAAUUUUAGAAACAGAUCGUUAACAGAGGUCGAAAUGGAUAUCAGUUUGAUGGGUUUCGACACGCCGUUCUUCCGCAACCUCCACCACAUCCUCGAUGCCACCGAAGACACCAACACCAACAGCAAAUCAAGCAACGCCGGACCUACUCGCGCUUACUUACGUGACGCCAGAGCAAUGGCUGCAACUCCGGCGGAUGUGAAGGAGUAUCCCAGCUCUUACGUUUUCAUCGUCGACAUGCCGGGUUUGAAGUCCGGAGAUAUCAAGGUUCAGGUGGAGGAAGACAACGUGUUGGUGAUAAGUGGAGAAAGGAAAAGGGAACACGAUCAGGAAGAGAAGGAAGGAGCGAAGUACGUGAGAAUGGAGAGGAGGAUCGGUAAGUUUAUGAGGAAGUUUGCUUUGCCGGAAAAUGCUAAUACGGAUAAGAUAUCUGCGAUUUGUCAAGAUGGGGUACUUACUGUCACAGUGGAGAAACUGCCGCCGCCGGAGCCCAAGAAGCCGAAGACGAUCCAGGUCAACGUUGCUUGAAGAAUGAAAUGGGAUCGCUCGUAUGUGGUGAAAUUCUAUAAAUAAUCUGGAUUCAAUCAAUAGGUACGAUAUGCUAUAGGGAAUGUGGGUUUGAAUAUGUAGAACGGGUUAUUGGAUAUCUGUAAUUGCUUGUUUGUUUUGCUCUGUUUUGCUAUAAUCAAUCUAUUGUUGCUGGUUUUUCAUUUCAA
This is a messenger RNA of Lactuca sativa (garden lettuce), 878 nucleotides long. Its product is annotated as 17.9 kDa class II heat shock protein. Lineage: Eukaryota; Viridiplantae; Streptophyta; Magnoliopsida; Asterales; Asteraceae. The record is from RefSeq and is a predicted model, not a curated record.